GAAUUUUGAUACAAAAGAGGUAACUGUUUUGGUAGGGUGAGGGAAGAGUAUUCAAUUCAUUGAUUUUAUUUAAGAGAAGAAUUGAAGAAGAGGCACUUAGCUAGCUAGCUUGACGUUGUUGGUCUCUGAUCUGUCGUUCAUCAUCGGCGCGGGCGCACUCGAUUGAAAGCCAAAUGCAAUGCCCGCGCGCGCGCUGCCGGCCGCGGCUAUAUAUAUAGCUAUCAGGAUCGAAAGUGUCCGGCGAUCGAGCGGCGCGGCCGGCCCAACAGCUAGCUAGCUAGAUUGAUCAAUCGGAAUUCGGAACCAUAUAUAUAUCAUGAUGAUGAGGUGUACGCGACAUCUGGCCGACAUGAGCAGCGCAAUCGGCGUUUGUGCUUCUUGCCUUCGUGAAGAGCUGCUCGCCAUCAACGAUGCCCAGGCCCGUACUCUUCAUCAUCAUCAUCAUCAUGAGCCUGUUGCAGCUUUCCCGCGCUCCGUUUCGCCCUAUACCGACGCGGGUACCUGCCGCCGCCAACCCGUUUUCUACGCUACUCCACAGGUUGGCCCCAGCGGCCAGCUCAUUUCCUGGGAAGAUCAGUAUGAGGCGGCUCACAGGAAGAAGAGGCAGAACGGGCGGCGGCGGCGCUCCCUCUUCUCUCAUUUAUUCAACAAGCCUACUACUAAGUCAUCCGGCCGUCAUCCCGAGGACUCUGAUGAUCCCUCGUCCGCCGCUUAUAAGACUUCUCCUUCUUCUUCAUCCACCACCAGCUGGUUCUCCAGAGUUCUCGGUCGUAAUCCGGACAAGAAUAAUAAUAAUAAUAAUAAAUUCCAUACUAUUUCGUUCCGGGAUCGUGAUCAUCAUCAUCAACAGUCUACUUCUACUGCCGCGGCGGCCAGACACACUGUUGAAGACGAAGAGGACGGCGGAUCGAGUGGGUGCUCGUCACGGUCCGCCGCCUCCCCGAUCCGGAAACAGAGCACUCCGGCCAGCUCCUUGCCGCAGGAGAGAGGCGGCGGCAGAAAGAGCGGCGGUUCGAGCCGUGGGAUGACGACGACGUUCUGUUUAAGCCCCUUGGUGUGGGCCAGCCCUAAUAAUAGGCGGCAGAAGGCGGGACUGUCGCCGGAAGUGGUGUAUUCUGGGGAGAAUACUGUUCCGACGACUCCUUUGGACAAGACCCGUUCGAGAAAAUUUGGUGAUUUCGGGAGGUUCCGUCACAAUCAUUGAACGUACGUACGUACGUACGAAUUGAACGACGGCCAAUCAUAUCCUUAAGUAGCUAGCUAGCUAGCUAAUUGUUGGUUGCACAACUCACGGCGUGGCUAGCUUAGCUUGAAUCGAAAAACAAACGAAGGAAAUAACAUGUACACUUAGCUUGCAGCAGCUUCAAUUCGGAGUGAUCGAGCAGAAUGAUGCAACGUUUUAAGGGGAAAAGCUAGCAGCUAUAGGGCAAAACCCCCGGCCGGCCUUAGCUUCAAGUUAAUCAUGAUCUGAUGAUAUACAUAUACGCCGCCAUUCAUUUUUAAUUUGUGUGUUUGAAAUUAAAAUCCAUCUUUAAAAUAUCACAACCCCCUUUGAACAUGUAUGUGCGCGCAGUAGUUAAAAUGAAAUCGACUGCUUUUUAAAUUAAUAAUUUAAUAAAAGUGGGGGAAUAUGUGAAAACCUGAACGAUUUGAUACCUUAAAUUGAUUACCGCUGAUUUGCCUUCACUAACUAAACUACAAUGAUUGUUGUCAUCUCUCUCAUACUGAAGCCACAUUCCUCUUCUCUCUAUACAUGUAUGACUCAAUCUACAUUCCAUAUUUAAAUUAGUUCAUUAAAUCUUGGGAGAACAUUUUGUAAAUUUCAUUGUAAGAAUUGAAGCUCAUGUCCAAA
This is a messenger RNA of Cuscuta europaea, 1852 nucleotides long. The record is from the annotation of a GenBank genome assembly. NCBI's taxonomy places the organism in Eukaryota, Viridiplantae, Streptophyta, Magnoliopsida, Solanales, Convolvulaceae.